Molecule: messenger RNA, 1679 nt
Organism: Branchiostoma belcheri (Belcher's lancelet)
Lineage: Eukaryota; Metazoa; Chordata; Leptocardii; Amphioxiformes; Branchiostomatidae
Exons: 1
Coding region: 244-1284 (346 amino acids)
Source: RefSeq, a predicted model, not a curated record
GAAACUGCCACUGCCGCCAGAGUGAGAGAGAAAAGUUCGCGCCAAAAGUGGUCACGGGACAAAAGGUCAGAGAGGUCAAAUCAUCGUAAACAAAACAAAGUUCAAGGGUUAACAAGAUGGCGCCGCGGUUGUAAGGGGGAAGGCGACUGCAGUAUUGUUGCUACGAAAGAGAGGUUGAAAGUCGGUGCGCCGAAUCAAGAUUACGGUAGUUUUAGAGGGAUAUUUGAGCACUACAAGAGAAGUAUGGCGGAAGGAGGAAAAGGCGCACAGAACAGUAGUAGUGACGAUAAAACAUCAGGUCCUCAGACGCCGGAGGUGACGAUGAAAAACCUAGUUGAUGCCACCACGAACCUGGCACGAGUAGUAGACGGUUGUUUCACUGGGAUAGAGCGCUUGGGAGAGAGACUGGCCACUUUGGAGGGUGAAUCUGCUGGAGAAGGAAGCCACACUGUAAGAAGAGCACUCUGGCAAUCGGAGAAGAAGUCAAUGUGGAAGGUGGAUAGCAGCAAGGGCAACCAACAAGCAGGGUCCAACCACAAGAAGGACUUCAAGAUCACAGGCCAGAUAGGUGAGCUGAGUUUCAGUUCCAUCACAUACCAGAUUAAGAGCGGGUUGCGCCAGGGGUAUACCGAAGGAGAAGUUAUUGAUGCAGUGAUCAAAGCUAUCCCACCAAGCUCACAUCUGCGGUCAUACCUGGAGGGUCAGGACCAGCUGAGUCUAGAGAUAGUAGAGCAAGUUGUCCGGGCCCACUGCUCACAGGAAACGGCGACAGAUUUGUACAGACAGCUCAGCCUUGCCAACCAGGGAGUGGGGGAAUCGCCGACUGAGUUCCUGAUGAGGGGUAUGAGUUUGCGCGACAGGGUGGUAGCAGCGUCAAAGGAAGAAGAUGGACUAUAUGACGCCAAAUUGGUCCAGGCGAUGUUCCUCCGUUCGGUACAAACAGGCCUAAGAGACAACAACAUCAGAAUGGAAAUGAAGCCGCACCUGGUAGCCAACUCCAACAGUAGCGACGUCCUACUGUUGGAGAAGAUGGGCCGAGCCAUCGUGGACCAGAAAGAACGGGACGAGAAGCUCGCAUCAACAAGCUCACCUCAACAAGUUCACGUCAACAAGAUCACUGUAACAAGCCCGCGGUGCAACCAAUGUACACAACAGGGGAUGGAGCUGUGCCGUCAUUGUUUCAGGUGUGGGGGAAACAACCACAUCGCUCGGUGGUGCCGAACACCAAACAAGAACCAGGGAAACGCUUCAGGGGCACCCCAAGGGGACGAGGGGUCGUCCUAGGCAGCUCACAACCGUCCCAGAAACGACAACAACAAACAACACCAAAUAAUAACAAUCAACAGCCCUCGGUAACAAAAACUAACAACAAACAACAACAACAAACAGCAACAGCAAACAACAAUCAACAGCAAUCGGUUCACGUCAACGCCAUGACUGCGUCACAUCUAACACCAAAACAAAGAACUAAAAUAACAAAGUUAGUCGGGAAUUGGUGCCUGGUGUCGUGUAAGAUGGAUGACCAGCCAGUCCUGGCAUUAUGGGACACCGGCGCACAAGUGAGUAUCAUGACAGAUACGUGGAGAGAGAAGAAUCUACCAGAGAUCAAGGUCAGACCAGUAAUAGAGAUACUUGAGGACACAGCAAGCCUCAACUUACAGGCGGCAAAUGGUACAGAG